Molecule: messenger RNA, 2124 nt
Organism: Malus domestica (apple)
Lineage: Eukaryota; Viridiplantae; Streptophyta; Magnoliopsida; Rosales; Rosaceae
Source: RefSeq, a predicted model, not a curated record
GAUAUGAGAAACCUAUUGAAGAGCCCACUUUACUCCUAAGCCGAAACAUGUGGACUUCCUAAUCACACUGUAAUUUGCAAACCUCCACCACCCAGGCACCCACGCCGACCACCGCCCACCACCGCCCACCACCCACCCAAUGUACAAGUUACAUCAACGGCAGCGAUAAUCAUCAUAGGACGACGUACUCCACUUACCACUCAUCUCUCUGUCUCGCAUGGCAAUUGCAGCUGCUGCUUCUCUCCCCUUCGAAAGGGUUUGUAGUUCUACAACGCAUGGGAUCUCAAGCAGUUGGAUGAAACCGCCUUUCAAUGAUCGAAGAGCCCUUGAUCUUCCAGGCAUAAGUUUUAAUUGCAGGAAUCCUCUAUUUGGAUCAACACAAUUCCACUGGCUGUCUAAUGGACAUGACCUUUGUCAUUCCAAAGUUUCCGUUGCUGCAGAUUACUCAGAUUCUGUUCCCGAUUCCUCUAGUUAUUUGACUAGCCAAGGUUAUCAUCCUCUAGAAGAAGUGAAAGUCUGCAAAAUGAUCCGGGACACUAAACUCACUUCUGCUGAAAUAGCAAGAACAACCGUAGAGGCUAACUGCAGUGCUACGGUGGUGUUCCCUGGGAGGAUACAUUGUGAACCACAUGAACAAAUUUCCUGGGCUGAGUUUGAAUAUGUUAUCGACGAUUGUGGAGAUUUAUAUUUUGAAAUUUUUGAUGAUGCAAACUUAUUAGAAGAUCGUACAGCAAGUAACCCUGUGAAUGUUUUGUUCGGGAUGGAUAUCCUUGCAUAUGAUGACGCAAGAAUAUCUGGUGAUUUCAGCAUUCUAGAUGGUAGCAGUAGCGAUGAAAUCCCUUUCGAUGAUUAUUAUUCAGAGGUUGUGGACUCUGAAGUUUCUGAUGUUCUAGACUGGGGGUUGCCAGAUACUUGUAGCUCAAUUCAUCCUAUAUGUUUUGCAAAGUACUUGACAAAGGCUAUUGAUAAUGAAUACAAUAGGAAAAUGGAUCAUCCAUCCAAUGGUGUCUCUAUUUUAGGAUGCCUCAGGCCUGCUUUUGCUGAUGAAGAAUUCUAUGUAAGAAGACUGUUUAAUUACGUAGAUAGCGAUGGAUACAACUCAGACUGGAAAGAUGGAAAAAGUGUGAGCCUUAGUUCUGAAAGUGAUCGUAGCUCAACUCUCUACAGGUUGGAGAUCAUGAGAAUAGAGUUGUUCUCUGUAUAUGGUGUUCAGUCUACAAUUAGCUUGCACGAUUUUCAAGAUGCAGAACCUGAUGUUCUUGUAAACUCUACCUCAGAAAUUGUAGAACGCUUCAGUGAAAGAGGUAUUAGGUGCGAUGUUGCUCUUAAAGAUUUAUGCAAAAGGAAAGGACUUCAUGUUGAGGGAGCUCAUUUAAUCGGGGUUGACAGUCUUGGAAUGGAUGUUAGAGUCUUCUCAGGGUUGGAAGUGCAAACUCAUCGUUUUCCCUUCAAAGUCCGGGCCACAUCCGAAGUUGCAGCUGAAAAACAGAUUCAGCAACUUUUGUUCCCACGCUCUCGCCGCAAAAAGUUGAGUGCUCAUAAUGUUAGGGGCGUGGAGUCUUACUAAUUCGUUCAUUUGCGCUACUGUGAAGGAAUAAGUUCUCAAAAUAAACUUCGGGCUGGAACAAAGGGGUAUUCACUUAUUUAUUUUUUCUUUGUCCGUUCGCUUUGAUGUGUAACGCUCUUUCGUUUUUCUUUUUUUUAUCGAAGAAACAAUAAGCUUGUACUAGCUUUGAUAGGAGAGAAUCUUCUUUCUGCUAGAAUAUGUCUGAUGAUAGAACAAAGAACAUUAUAAACGGUAGCCCCUUCAGUAUGUUAGACAGGACGGAGCUCUGAUGAUGAUCGGCUGAAAGUUGCACCAGCAGGAUUGUGGAAACAUGUAAGUAGCAGAUAGUUGAGAUGACAGAAUAAAAUGUCCGGCGAUGAAAACAACGGUGCAGUUUCAUUGUCGUCGACCGUACUAAUGGGAAAGCUUGUGAUCCUUAACGUAGUCUGGUUUGCUGAAUUUUUUUUUCACUUUUAGUUGAGCUUUUCUUUCUUUGGUCGAUAAACUUUUAGUUGAGCUGUAAUGAGAAAACAGGUUGAGAAUAAAGUAAUUAAGAGCAUUGCUGAGUAACCAAAUUA